Messenger RNA from Trifolium pratense (red clover), 2032 nucleotides. RefSeq lists its product as uncharacterized. Lineage: Eukaryota; Viridiplantae; Streptophyta; Magnoliopsida; Fabales; Fabaceae. The record is from RefSeq and is a predicted model, not a curated record. The transcript is spliced from 2 exons. The coding region runs from base 311 to 1777 and encodes 488 amino acids.
GGGGUGUUAACUUAAUAAAGAGAAAACAUUGGAAACCGAAUAUGAGAAGUCUUGGAAAUCAGUGCAUCAUCACCUGCCUGACACAAUUUCCAUGCAUACAUAACCACAGAUAUAACGCCAUCUAUGAUUAGGUGGCACUUUCUUUUUGCAUGACAAGCAACCUCUCAUCAACAAGAGUUACAUAAGGAAAAAAGAGAACCCACUUCAUUUUUCAUUGCAUCAUUCUUUUUUCCUUUUAAGGACUAGAAAAACAAAUUUAGAAGCCAACCCUUCAUAUUUAACAUCAUCACCUCUCUAGAGAAAGAGAGAGAUGGGUUACAGCAAAGGGUUGCAUAAUGGAGGGAGUCAGAGAGGAAAGCCUAUUUUGUUGAUAUUAGUGAUGAUAUUUGGGGCUGCACUUCUUGGUGUUAUGGUUCUUCAUAGAUUUAGAGAGAAACGUAUCUACAACCUUAUUGUCAAAGAGAAAGAUCAUCAGCUUCUUGCCCUUCAAGUUCUCUUACAGAAGGAAAGAGAGCACACCAAAGGGUUGAGUAGGAAGAACGAAGAGACAAAGGCGAAAUUAUACGCCCUGAGUAGUCAAAAGAUGGAGCUUGCUAGAACAAUUGCUGAGAUGAAAUCUACCAUGAAUUCACUUAAAGAUGAGCAGAAACUGAUAGAAUCAGCGUUUGAGGAGAAGCAGAAAGAGCUCAGAAUGAUGCAGGAAAGAAGGAGCAAUUUGGGACAAAGAGGAUCUCAAAGAAUAUCAUCAAGAAAGUAUCGUAAGAAAAAGGAAGCAGAGAUAGAGGUGAGCGUUGAUGAACAUCCAACCAUAUUUGAUCAAAUUGUGGCAGAAAAUGGAAAAAUGGAAGCACAGAAUAGAACUCAGAAUGAUAAUCAUGAAAAAGAUGAAAAUUCCAAAUAUGAGGGUGAUGAAAGUAAAAGCAAAUUAACUGAUUUCAAAGAUGGAGAGGUUACAGCUGAAUUACAAGAAGAGAUUAAGACUAACGAGGAGCUAGGGAAGAAAAAUAAUGACCCUCGAGAUGAUGUUGCCACUGCAAAAGAUAUUGAAGCUGAAGAAAUGGAUUAUAAGAAAGCAAUCAGUGAAGAGCAUCAAAGAAAACUCGAGAUGAACACAGAUGGGGGAAAACAAGUUUCCAAUGCGAAGCAAUUGUCUGGCGUGAAGAGGAAACAUGGCCAUUUGAGUAAAACAAAGGGGACGCGCUGGAGAACCAUUGUCAAGAAUAAGUUAAUGGAGAAUGGGAUUUUUGAAAGUCAUGGAGAGGUAAACAUGGGAAAAAGAAAGGUUUACAGAGAGGAUAAGGAUGGAACAGUUGGAAGAGACUCUGGUGAGGUAAGGGAUGGCAAUAACCAAAGAGAAGCCGAAUCACAGGCCAUAUUGAUGAAGCCUGAAAACCAUCAAAACAGAGAAGAUAGUAACAAUACAACAGUGGAUAAGACUAAUCACCAGGUGACAGAUAAUGGAAUCAACAAUGACACAGAAGAGCAUGAAGAUGGUACUGUCCAACAAAACUGGAUCAGGAGGCAUAUCAAUAAUGCUAGCAAAGACGCUGAACAAACAAAAUCCAACCUCUUCCAUGAAGAAGAGCCUGAAGAAAUUGAAGUUUCGGAUAUGCAAAAGCAAAAGCAAGAGAAAGAAGCAGUUGAUGAUGGGGAUGAUGGGGAGGAGGAUAAUAAUGAUGAUUUCUCCAAUGAAUCCCAACCUGAAUUUGAAGAUGAAAAUGAGAAAGAAGAGUACAAGGAGGAAAUAGACGAUUCAGAGUUUCAGCAUGGUUUGUAAUUAAGUCAUAUUUAGUAUGUUCAUCUAAAAUAGUAUUCUGUGGAUUUACUGAGCUUGAAAAUAUUUUAAACUAGUGACUAAAGAGGGUAUUAGUAUCAUCUUAGGAAUAUGAUGUCUGCAAAGCCAAAUUUCAUCUUUCCCUAUUUGUGUUUUUUCAGUAAUAUCAGACAUUUCGUUCACAUUUUAGACCGGUUUAUUUAUUGUCUCGAACAUUGCAACAUUGCGCAAAUUAUAGUAAUUUAUCCUGUGGUAAUG